Dovyalis caffra is the source of this 1515-nucleotide messenger RNA. The record is from the annotation of a GenBank genome assembly. NCBI's taxonomy places the organism in Eukaryota, Viridiplantae, Streptophyta, Magnoliopsida, Malpighiales, Salicaceae.
AUGAUCAGCCAAAAGACUAAGACAUUUAGAGGCAAUGCAAGAAGUAGCUCUUUUGAUGGUAGUGUGAAGAGGGUGAAGUCUUUCUUUUCAAAGAAGAAGAAAACUAGCUUUGAUCAGAGUGAUCCUGAAUUUCCUAGGCCAAUAUCAGGCGCUGGAUCAACUGAAAGGAAAUCCAUCAGAUCAGAGAUUGGAAAGACGGGUCCUGUCUGUAAAACUAGAAAGAAGGCUGCUGAGGUUGUAGAGUUAGUGGAACAGGAGGAGAUUGACCUUGAUGAGCAGAUUCGUAAAGAAAGAUGCUCCACUGAUUGUAUGUGGCUGACUUCAGAUAGUUCAUCUCCUUCGUAUUUUUUCGAAGAGUAUAGAUUAUCUACUUCAUUACAUCCUACGGUUGAUGAGUGGCUAAUUUCAUGGUUAUCGACAUUGGCAAACUCCUAUGUCCAUUUAGAUGGAGCAAGUUCUAUCUCCAACAAGUCUAGAAUAUUGCUAAAUCCUGAGGAGGAUGCAGCUUCGACUGUUGGGAGAACAGUGCCAGACUUGGAAAUGAUUUUGCAGGAGGAUUUGAAGGAAGAAAGGCGAUUUAGUUUGAUAUCGAAAUCGUGUAGGAGAAAAAUAGAUUUCUCUGUGAGUAGUUCUGAGAGUUCCAGCUCAACUUUUGAGCACUGCUGUGGGAACUUCACAAGCAGUACUGACAACUCGGCUACGCCUCGUAGCACCACCUUUGGCUCGCCUUCUUGUUCUUCUCGGACGUCGGAUUUGGACAGAAUGAGUUUUUCAGUCUCUUUACUAAGUCUUGAUGGCGAUGAUUCCAAGUGGGAUUCGGAUACGGAGUUGGAGUCGGAAAUUUUAAAAUCUACUUUUCCUAGUCCAUCCUGCUGGAGAAGAUGGAGUUCUGGGGUUUUACCAUCUAGUUCUAAUGUUUCCAUUCGUGGAAAAUUCAAGGACGGACAUUUGCAACAUGAUAUAUCCCUGGAGAAUAGUUCUUCAGAAGCUGAAGUUAUGAAAGAUUUCAAUACAGAUGGGCCUCUUUUCUGGCCUUUCGAUAAGAAACUGGAUUGGAAUUCUGAGGAAGUUUGGAAAUGUUUUGCCAUGUCUCCUCGCAAGGACAUGAUGGAACUGUCAAUUUAUCCUCAGGGGAUCUCUUCCGAAUCUGUCGGAGUGAAAAUCCAUGACAGGAAAAUGGAGUCGAAAGUGGGGUGUAGGAGAAGACUGGUCUUCAGCUCGGGUUCCGCAGCAUCAAAUAUUGUGGAGAAGAAACAAAGAGAGGACAAUAAUAGCAGCACCAAGAAGAUCAACUCCAAGCCAACAAGGCUGAAAAACUCUACCAAAGGUAAAGAUAGAAAAGUUUCUGCCCCAAAGGUGGAUUCUGAGAAUAGGAAUCUUUCCAAAGAUGAUUUUAUUGCAUCAAACAAGGAACAUCCAAUUGAGAUACUAUUGGGCCUCGGCGAGUUUGAUGGGCAUGAGGGAGUUGAUUCAGAAGUCAAUGAAGGUUUUUUCUCCCUGGAUGACUCUCCUUGA